AUGAAGUCGGUGAUUUUGAUUUUAGUCAUCGCCGUCUUGAGUGUCAAAUCGUCGCCCCCCGGCUACAAGUAUGUGUGCACCAAAACACCGACUGCCCAACAGUUCUCGCCGAUAAAGAGCAAUUGCGAUUUCGCCAAUACGAGGGUUACUCCGGCGUUCAUACCGAAAAUGAGCUACGACACGGCACCGGGAAUAACCGGGAACGGCUCGCCCGACCCUCGACCUUUUGGCGAGUACGGGGGCGCUUUCUUCCCGGUUGGCCAGUGCGGGACCCAACAAAAUGGCGGCGUGACCGGGAGCACACCGGUCCAGGAGGACCCGCCCGGGUUUGACGGGAUAGACGAACCGGCAUCGGGGAACGCGUGCGACUGCGGCGCGGCCCCGGUGGCCGUGGACGCGGUCUCGCUGAUGCUGGCCCAGGCCGAGGCCAACCGGUGUCAGGACAUCCGCGAGGACAGGCUGCCAUUCGGGCCGAUCACCGUGCCGAAAGACGCGUUACCCGUGGUCACAACGGUCGACGUCAACGAAGAAGCCCUGUACGCCCUGGACAAGCCCAUCGUGGAACUGAAAACGUGCAAGCGUUUCGGCCAGUGCGCUAUGGCAUCCGACACGGACGCGCUGCUGGCCCUGGAAGAGGACGAGCAAUUGGAGGCCUGCGCCUCCGGUCCGUCGGUGAGCUUGCCCACGUACGAGCAAGUCGGGUACCAGAUAGUGAAACCGGCGUGCGCUCCCCUGGUGGGCGGUCAGAACUUGACGCCGGCCGUUCCCGAACAGAACGUCAUCUACAGUGGCAAUACGAUGCCCGCUGGCCUAGUAGGCAGCGGAUGCCAAAAUUGCAAACAAGACAAGUGUCGAGGUCCAUCUACUUGCCAGGUCAGCGUGUAUGGCCGGUGA
Messenger RNA from Adelges cooleyi (spruce gall adelgid), 894 nucleotides. RefSeq lists its product as uncharacterized. The record is from RefSeq and is a predicted model, not a curated record. Bases 1 to 894 code for a protein of 297 amino acids. Lineage: Eukaryota; Metazoa; Arthropoda; Insecta; Hemiptera; Adelgidae. The transcript has 3 exons.